Molecule: messenger RNA, 5557 nt
Organism: Solea senegalensis (Senegalese sole)
Lineage: Eukaryota; Metazoa; Chordata; Actinopteri; Pleuronectiformes; Soleidae
Gene: npc1
Product: Niemann-Pick disease, type C1
Exons: 25
Coding region: 70-3885 (1271 amino acids)
Cellular component (GO): membrane
Molecular function (GO): lipid carrier activity
Source: RefSeq, a predicted model, not a curated record
GAAGAAGAAACCGUCAACAUAUAAAGUACCUACGCUGUCAUUUCGAUUUGGCGUAUUUCGGCGUCAGGAAUGGGGCUCCUAUCGAGGAGGAACGUUUUAUCUGCACUAUUCUUCAUCACGGUCCUGUCACAAGAACAAUUUCGAUGGGUCGAGGCCGACCACUGUGUCUGGUAUGGUCAAUGUGGGGAAUCUGUGCAAGUGCCUGGAAGUAAAUACAACUGCAACUACACUGGUCCUCCUGUCCCACUACACCCUGAGGGCUAUGAACUUCUCACGGAACUUUGUCCUGCGUAUGACUAUGGAAACCGAAGCCUCUGCUGUGAUGUUGACCAGCUGCGUACUCUCAAAGGGAGCCUGCAGCUGCCCCUUCAGUUCCUGUCUCGGUGUCCUGCCUGUUUCUCCAACCUCAUGACCCUCUUCUGUGAGCUGACCUGCAGCCCCCACCAGAGUCAGUUUAUGAAUGCCACACAGUUUAAUAAGACCAGUGUCGUGGAAGUGCAGUACUAUAUUGGACAAAGAUUUGCUAAAGCCAUGUUCAAUGCCUGCCAGGACGUCCAAGCACCCUCUAGCAAUGUGAAGGCCUUAUCACUGCUGUGUGGCAAGGAGGCAAAGGACUGCAAUGCUGUCAACUGGAUCCAGUACAUGUUCGAUAUCAACAAUGGACAGUCUCCCUUCAGUAUCAUCCCAGUUUUCUCAGAUGCCCCAGUGUCUGGUUACAUCCCAAUGAACAACCAGACGUACGCUUGCACCGAGGGCUUAGAGGACGGUUCGGGUCCGUGCUCCUGUCAGGACUGCGCGAAUGCCUGUGGGCCUAAACCUGUGCCGCCCCCUAUACCGCCACCAUGGACAAUCUUUGGCAUCGAUGCCAUGACUGUCAUCAUGUUUAUCUCCUACAUGGGCUUUCUGCUCACCUUUGUUGGGGCUGUGCUUGUUGUGUGGUGUUACAGGAAAAGGACGAUCAUAUCCGAGUAUGCCCCCAUACUGGACACCAGCCCACCACUGUCUCUUAACAGUGAUAAUCCUGAUCAAGUCAAUGCCUCUUGCAGCGAAACCAUUGGUGAACGCUUCGAGAAUACGCUGCGGAUAAUGUUCAGCUCUUGGGGUUCCUUCUGCGUGCGUCAUCCCUCUGUGGUCAUAUUGGGCAGUGUAAUACUUGUGUUAGCCUCCUCUGGGGGACUUGUCUAUAUGCGCAUCACCACUGACCCAGUUGAGCUGUGGUCGUCUCCCAGUAGCCAGGCUCGCCAAGAGAAGGACUAUUUUGACAGCCAUUUUGGACCCUUCUUCAGAACCGAACAGCUGAUUAUAACCACUCCACUCACGAAUGCGUCCAUCUACUCUCCAAUCAUUGGGCCAGAUAUUUCUUUCGCACCCAUACUGGACAAAGACAUCCUGCAUCAGGUGCUAGAUUUGCAGCUUGACAUUGAAGCACUUGUGGCUACAUAUGAGGGACAAAAUGUCACCCUGAAGGACAUCUGCUUGGCUCCACUGGCUCCCUUCAAUGACAACUGCACCAUCCUGAGUGUCCUCAACUACUUUCAGAACAGCCAUGAUGUGUUGGACCACGUCAUAGAAGAUGAAUUCUUGGUCUAUGCUGACUAUCAUAGUCACUUCCUCUACUGUGUCAGUGCACCAGCAACCCUGAACGACACUACUCCUCUCCAUGACCCUUGUUUAGGCACAUUUGGUGGCCCAGUCUUCCCGUGGCUUGCCCUUGGAGGUUAUGAAGACACCGACUACAACAAUGCCACUGCUCUAGUGAUAACCUUUCCGCUCCUGAACUACCUGAAUGACACAGAGAAGUUGGGGAAAGCCCUGGCAUGGGAGAAAGAGUUUAUCGAGUUCAUGAAAAACUUCACAAAUCCCAACCUGACCAUAGCGUUUAGUGCCGAGAGAAGUAUCGAAGAUGAAAUUGACAGAGAGAGCAACAGUGACAUCAGCACUAUCAUUAUCAGCUAUGUCAUUAUGUUCAUAUAUAUCUCCCUGGCCCUUGGUCACAUCCAAAGCUGCAGGAGAGUGUUGGUGGACUCUAAGAUUUCUCUGGGCAUAGCUGGUAUCCUGAUUGUGCUCAGCUCUGUGACUGCCUCACUGGGGAUCUUCAGCUAUGCUGGUAUCCCUCUUACCCUCAUUGUGAUUGAGGUCAUUCCAUUCCUGGUGCUGGCUGUCGGAGUGGACAACAUCUUUAUCAUAGUGCAGACGUACCAGAGGGAUGAGCGUUUGCCUCAUGAGGAACUUCACCAGCAGAUUGGACGUAUUCUUGGAGACGUUGCCCCCAGCAUGUUCCUCUCCUCCUUCUCUGAAACGGUGGCCUUUUUCUUGGGAGCCUUGUCCAGCAUGCCUGCAGUGAGGACUUUCUCUAUGUUUGCUGGCUUGGCUGUUUUCAUUGAUUUCCUGUUGCAGAUCAGCUGCUUUGUUAGCUUGCUCGGCUUGGACGCCAGAAGACAGGAGGCAAAUCGACUCGACAUCAUCUGCUGUGUAAAGCUUCCUGACAGUCAAGAAACGAAGACAGAUGGCUGCCUUUUCCGUUUUUUCAAGAAAAUCUAUGCCCCAUUCAUCCUCAAAGAGUGGGUUCGACCGAUCAUAGUGGCAGUGUUUGUCGGAAUACUCUCCUUCAGUAUUGCUGUAGUUAACAAAGUAGAGAUUGGACUGGACCAGAAAUUAUCCAUGCCUGAUGACUCGUACGUGUUGGAAUACUUUGGGAAUUUAAGCGAGUAUCUCCACACUGGAGCUCCUGUGUAUUUUGUGGUGGAGGAUGGUCUGAACUACAGUAGCCUGGAUGACCAGAAUGUUGUAUGUGGAGGAGUUGGAUGCAACAACAACUCCCUGGUGCAACAGGUCUAUGAAGCCUCACUCAUCAGUGACUACUCAGCCAUUGCCUACACGCCGUCCUCCUGGCUGGAUGACUACUUUGACUGGGUGAAGCCUCGGUCCACCUGCUGUCGAUACUACAACAACACUGGCGCUUUUUGCAAUGCCUCGGUGGAGGACCCAUCCUGUGUGCACUGUCGGCCCAUGACUCCAUCUGGAAAGCAGAGGCCUGUCGGAGAAGACUUCAUGCGGUUCCUACCCAUGUUCCUGUCAGACAAUCCCAAUGUCAAAUGUGGAAAAGGUGGCCAUGCAGCCUACGCCACAGCAGUAGACCUGUAUCCCAACAACACCAGGGUGGGAGCUACUUACUUUAUGACUUUCCACACCAUCAUGAAGGAAUCCUCAGAAUACAUACAUGCGCUGCAAAUGGCCCGAGAACUGUCUGAAAAUAUCACUCAGUCCAUCGGCCACAAGGUUUUUGCCUACAGCGUCUUCUACGUCUUCUACGAGCAGUACCUCACCAUCGCACACGACACUGCUCUGAACUUGGGCGUGUCGAUAGCCGCCAUAUUUGUGGUGUCAACGAUCCUGCUGGGCUUCGAGCUGUGGUCGGCUGCGCUCGUCAGCCUCACCAUCGUCAUGAUCCUGGUCAAUAUGUUCGGCGUCAUGUGGCUGUGGGACAUCAGCCUCAAUGCAGUUUCCCUGGUGAACCUGGUCAUGAGUUGUGGCAUCUCAGUGGAAUUCUGCAGUCACAUCGUGCGAGCGUUUUCCGUCAGUGUGAAGAAGAACCGGGUGGAGCGAGCUGAAGAGGCUCUUGCUCACAUGGGCAGUUCUGUAUUCAGCGGGAUCACCUUAACAAAGUUUGGAGGCAUCUUAAUCUUAGCACUGUCCAAGUCACAGAUCUUCCAGGUCUUCUACUUCAGGAUGUUCUUGGCCAUCGUGCUUCUGGGGGCCACACAUGGCCUCAUCUUCCUCCCUGUGCUGCUCAGUUAUAUAGGUCCUUCGGUGAACAAAGCAAAGGUGUUUGCUGCUCGUCAGCGAUUUGUUGGUACAGAGAGGGAGCAUCUCCUCAACUACUAGCAGUGGACACUGACCUAACUCUUUGUUUGGAAGGGACUAAGUGGGUGUGAGCGCAAGCAGUUUCUGUGAUUACUGACACACUCAUCAUCAUCGUCAUCGUUGCUACUACUAUACACGGAUGUAACUCAGGAAUAAGAGUGCCUGAGGCCUUUUUUUUAAGGCUUCAUACUAAGUGACGCCUGCAGAAGACUUUAGACCUUCCACGUCACACUACAGGACAACAAGCAUGACAUUCUGUGGAACACAGAGUGUUCAAGUAAGACGGACACCACCCUCGACAUCGACUUACUGACAAACUCCGAUGAGGAGCUACUUUGGGAAAUCUUUUAAGGGUAAAUUAGUUUUUUUUUAAAAUAUAUACCAGAUAAGAAAACUAUGUAGCAUAGAGUUGGUAUUAUUUGGUCUUUUUUUAUUUUUAAGAGGGAUUUAAAAGUAUAACAUAUUAUAUUAUACACUGAUAUUUUAAGCCCCCAUAAUACCGGUUAUUAACAUUUAUUGUAAAGCAGGUCAGCUAGCUGUAGCAUUUUCACCAAGCAAUAAUACGUGUUCCCUGUGAACCUAACCAACCCACAUUUAGUUUUAGUGUGAUUUAGUCGUGUUUUUACUCACUAGCACAUGGGAUUUGAAAUCAAACCUGGCUUUUAAUUUUAUUUAUUCCUGUGCCAUGUGCUAAAAAGAAAUGCUACAAUUUCCUCAGUGGGUGUGGAUGAAGCUUGACAGUCAUGGUUUUCUUUCAGAUUCAGUUCACUGCAGACAGACAGAGUCAAAACGAAAACUAUUCUUAUAUUUCCACAUUUGUCGCUAAAUAUGUUUUUCCUCUGCCACAUUUCAUUUUAGUGACAGUUCAAAUGUCAUUGUUCUUUCUUUUUUUUAAGUCCACUGAGCAUCUGCGUCAGUCAAGAUGCAUGUUCAUACCAGAUGUGAAUGAAGCUAAAGAUGAUUUUAUACUGAACGACAAAUAAGACGCCUCGCAGUUACUGAAUAGAACCAGUUUUUUUCUGUGUGGAACUAGAGAGACUGUAAAUUGCACACACAGGACUGUGUUGUACUUAAGUCUGUAGCAUGACUGGAUAAUGCAUUUCUGCACAUUUAUUAUGAUUUAUCUUUAUCUUUAUUUUGUCAACCAUUCACAUAAUAUUCCUGGGGACUGGGAAGACGACGGCCGAUUCAAAACCAAAACAUCCUACAACCUUAUUCGGUUGCAUCACCUUAGUGUCAACGUGUCAUGAGAUAUAGAUCAUUGGAGCUGAUCAUUUAUUGUGCCUUAAACAGGGUUGUGUGCUAUCACAAACUGAACUGAACCAUUAUUAGAAUAGAAUGAGGAUGUUCUCAUUUUUAGCGUUGGGACAUUUUAAGCAAACUGUAUCAUUCCUUCUUUUUAGUCAUCCCCCCUCCCCACCUCCCCCACCCAUGAUGCAGUCAUGUUUUCUGGAAUCUUAAGGAUGAAUUUGGAUGUGAAGUGUUUAUGAGAAAGUUGUAACCCAAGUAUUGGGGAAUUGUGCUUGUUUACAGUACGGCAGCAUCUCUGACAAAACGAAAAAUGCUUAACACUUUUAAUAGUCUUACAACAUAUAUAUGGUUUAAUUCUUGUCCCAGAAUGUCUGUACUAAUAUUUGAACAUAUAUAUACAUUUUAACAUUAUGUCAUUGGAAUAAAGUAUCAGUUAAAUCAA